This is a messenger RNA of Fusarium odoratissimum NRRL 54006, 831 nucleotides long. RefSeq lists its product as uncharacterized. The transcript has 2 exons. The record is from RefSeq and is a predicted model, not a curated record. NCBI's taxonomy places the organism in Eukaryota, Fungi, Ascomycota, Sordariomycetes, Hypocreales, Nectriaceae. Bases 1 to 831 code for a protein of 276 amino acids.
AUGCUUGGAGGCGACAAGAAUGUGUUUUGCGAAAAGGCUUUUACUACCCGGUACUUCCCUCUGUCUCUGUAUGUGCAAGAGAUCAUCGAGUCAAGUCGCAUCGGACCAUUGGAGAGGGUACUUGCUGAGCACAGCCUGUCAUAUGCCGGUGGCUUUGUAGAUGAUAAUCAUAUUAUGAUGAAUCCUAAGCUUGCAGGUGGAAUACUCCGCGGUGGAGGUAUUUAUAGCCUGACUUGGGUCUUCGAGGUACUUCGUAUUGUCCAGCCAGAGUUAUCCAGACAGCCGCCAUUGAUUAAAAGUACGGUUGCGAAAUAUGAUUACACGGAAGUCGAUGCUAUGAGUACCAUUCUCCUGGAAUUCUCAAGAUCAAAAGCAGAUGGCGGGACCGAUCAUGCAGUCACAUCCACUUCCUUGCGUCUUUCCAACGACAGCAUCGCAAAGGAGGAUGACGCUAUGGUUCCUAACAUCAGGAUACAAGUGCAAUACGGCGAGAUCCAAAUUUUCCCUCCUGCAUACCGGCCAACUCGCACCAGACUUAUACUCAAAAAUGGGUUGGUAGUCGACAAGGGGUGGCCUCAGCCAGGUCCAGGGAAAGGGACUGGUUGGUAUACCGGUUACAGACCAGCUCUCAACCCUGAAGGUGAGAGCCAUGGCUUGUUCUGGGAAGCCGACGAUGCGGGGAGGAGUAUAAUGGAAGGGCGAAAGGAGGGCAGUCGUCUGGGACUUGACGAGAGUAUCCUUAUCAUGGAGUUCAUGGAUAAAGUCCGAAGUGAGGCUGAUAUUAGGUAUCCGUACGAGGUUGACACUGCAGACUAUCCAUUGCAGCCGUAG